Syngnathoides biaculeatus (alligator pipefish) is the source of this 916-nucleotide messenger RNA. RefSeq names its product formation of mitochondrial complex V assembly factor 1 homolog (gene fmc1). NCBI's taxonomy places the organism in Eukaryota, Metazoa, Chordata, Actinopteri, Syngnathiformes, Syngnathidae. The coding region runs from base 56 to 388 and encodes 110 amino acids. The record is from RefSeq and is a predicted model, not a curated record. The transcript has 2 exons. Gene Ontology annotation, cellular component: mitochondrion.
GGUCUGCUGAUGCUGAGCCCAGAGUCCAGACAACGAUCACAACAGUCGUCCCAAGAUGGCAGCGUCGCCGUCCUCUUUGCGCGUCUACAGAGGAAUACUCAAAGAACUGCGGGCCAUGCAGGGGCAACAUUACAAGCAGUCACUAGCCUACAACUACGUUACCGAUCAGUUUCGAAAAAAUAUGGUAACAGGGGAGAGAUAUUGCCGUGCCCAGCGAGAGGCGCUCCAUGCAUCACAAUCAUACCUGUGCCUGCUGGCAUCCUCAAGGAACCACCAAGCCUUGCACGACCUUUACCACGGGAAGGGAGAACGCGGCCCAGAAGAGGUGGCGGGACUGGUGGGGGUGAGGUUGCCCACUCAGCCUGGAGGUAAAGGCUGGGAGAAAUGAAACUGCCCUGAGGCGUGAUGCUGGAAGGACUCAUGCCACACAAACAGCGACCUUUAGAGGGAUACGUGUUAAGUCUGAAUGAAUCAACGCUGUGUGGACUCUACCUGUGUUCCGGGGUGGUAAUACGUGUGGUAAAAUACAUUCUGGAUAGAUGCACCCCACAGUUUUCUGAUCAUACAGAUCUUUUUUUUUUAAUAUUCAAAAGCAGGAUAGACAUUCAUAAGAACUGUUCCGUUCCGAUUCAUGUCUCUGUUAAAGUAUUAAUCCCUUAAUUUAGUUCACUUUCUUUUGAAAUCAGGCUAAAUGAAAACUCGUAUGGCAACUCAUCCUACCUAAGGGAAGAGCAUUAUCUGCUCAGCUGACGGUGUUUGAUUCAUCAUAGACACAAAAUGUAUAUAAAACAAUGAUUUUUUUUUUUUUUGUCCAAUAUCAAUCCUGAGUAAUAACACAGAAGUCAAAAUCAUCAAAUCAGCUUGUGCUUCCUUGUGAAAUUAAACUGGCAUAAUAAAGGCAGCAAAAAGAUGCGCA